Sclerotinia borealis F-4128 is the source of this 795-nucleotide messenger RNA. The record is from the annotation of a GenBank genome assembly. Lineage: Eukaryota; Fungi; Ascomycota; Leotiomycetes; Helotiales; Sclerotiniaceae.
AUGCCAACACAAUACGACUCUAUCGGUAUCAACUAUGAUACUCUGAACUCCGUGCCAAUUCAGCAGAUCCAACAUGUGGCCAUGAGAAAACUGCUCGAUCCUCUUACAUCCUCAACCCGCGUCCUCGAACUGGCAUGCGGUACUGGCUUUUACACCCGCCAAUUGCUAUCGUGUGGCGCUUCCCACGUCACCGCGCUAGAUAUAUCAUCUAGUAUGAUAUCGGCGGCUCAAAAAGCGCUCCGGGCAGAGAUGAAAGAGCAUGCGUGUUUCUAUGUGGCGGACUGUGCUCGACGCGAUAUGUGGGAUAAUAGCGAACUGGAAGCUCAGAAAGGAACUUUUGAUGUUGUUGUUACAGCGUGGCUGUUGAAUUAUGCAGCCACGGGUGAAGAGAUGCAGUCGAUGUUUGAGAAUAUUUAUGCGGCGUUGAAACCAGGGGGGAGAUUUAUUGCACUCACGGUUCACGCUGCGAUUAUUGAUAAGUUCCAGUUUGAUGAUCCGCUUAAUGAGGGUGAGAAGUAUCUUGGUACGGUGUAUAAUGUUAUUGGAAGGGUUGGUGAUGGAUUCAAGAUGUGUUGUCGUGCAUUUGGGGAGCCAAAAAUUGAGUGGGAAUUCUAUUUCUUGCGCGAGGAAGUCUAUUCCAAAGCAGCAGUUAACGCGGGCAUGGGUCGACUUGAAUGGACUGUAGUGUUACCAGAAGAAAAACACCUGCGGAGUCUGGGUGAAAAGUACUGGCAGCCAUAUUUGGAUCGACCCAAAGCUGCCAUCUGCAUGUCGAGAAAACCAGACCCUGAAUGA